AUAUGGACACGGACGCAGUUGACCUAAUUCUUGCAUUUCAAGAUGAUAGUGGUAGAAAGGCCCUUGAUUCAAUCGAUAUUAUUCUUGCGUUAGAGGGAGAAGAUGACGAAGAUGUAGCAGUGGCCGAUUUUAUUUUAAACACUAAGAAUCGAGUGUAUCAUUACUUGGAAAAAGAGCCUGGAACAUUUAAUUUAGCAGACCUUGGUGACUCGUACUGCCACACUCAUUUCCGCUUCUACAAGGACGACAUUACGAGAUUAAUUUCUGCUUUGGGAAUUCCAAACCAAAUUUCUUUAGAUACUCGAGUUAAGGUAUCUGGAGAAGAAGCACUCUGUAUUCUUCUGCAUCGUCUCUCUUAUCCGAAAAGAUAUGCCGAUCAAAUGAAAUUUUUCCCGAGAGGGCGCAGUGCAUUGAGCGGAAUUUUCAAUUUUAUGGUCGAUUUUAUAUCGAAAGGAAAAGGACGUCUUCUGAAAAGUUUCGAUCAUACAUUCCUAUCUCAGGAUAAAAUAGAGGAGUUAUGUAGUAGUAUAGCUGCUAUGGGAUCACCUUACAAACGCUGUUUCGGAUUCAUUGACGGAACAGUCAGAGCAGUGUGUCGACCCAUUGACGAUCAGAGAGAGUUCUACAACGGUCAUAAACGUGUCCACUCAAUCAAAUAUCAAUCCAUAAUGCUACCCAAUGGAAUCAUUUUCAACAUGUUCGGGUCGGUCGUCGGUCGUAGACAUGACGGACAUAUGCUUGCCCGAAGCAAAACUGUUGCAAAACUGGAGCGAAAAUUUCGAGGGUGGGAGAAUCCUCCGCAUUUGUACGGUGACGCUGGCUAUCCGUUGUCAAAAGAGCUCAUUGUACCAUUUAAGGGGCGUCUAACCAAAAAACAACAAACGGUUAACAAGAGAAUGAGUCGCCUCAGAGUUUCUGUUGAGUGGGGCUUCGCGAAAAUUAUUCAGUUGUUUCCAUUCGUUGAUUUCAAAAAAAAAUUAAGAAUCAGACAUGAGAAAGUGCCAGAUUUUUAUAAAGUCGCAACGAUUCUCGCAAAUUGCCAUACCUGCCUAUAUGGUAGUCAAGUCUGCCAAUAUUUCGAAAUGGAACCACCAACAUUAGAGGAAUAUUUAAAUUAAGAG
Bradysia coprophila is the source of this 1121-nucleotide messenger RNA. RefSeq lists its product as uncharacterized. The record is from RefSeq and is a predicted model, not a curated record. NCBI's taxonomy places the organism in Eukaryota, Metazoa, Arthropoda, Insecta, Diptera, Sciaridae.